Anarrhichthys ocellatus (wolf-eel) is the source of this 2787-nucleotide messenger RNA. RefSeq names its product R3H domain containing 4 (gene r3hdm4). The record is from RefSeq and is a predicted model, not a curated record. The coding region runs from base 154 to 921 and encodes 255 amino acids. The transcript is spliced from 8 exons. NCBI's taxonomy places the organism in Eukaryota, Metazoa, Chordata, Actinopteri, Perciformes, Anarhichadidae. Gene Ontology annotation, molecular function: nucleic acid binding.
UGUCGAGCUAGCAGCAGCCGAGGAGGAGCUAGCUGCUCACAACAUAAACUGACAGACAUACUCACCGGUUAACCUUAGUCUUUAGUCCCGACUCUCUCUAUUCUUUUUAAGAUCCAGAGCUUAGCAGUUUGUCGUUUGUUUUACUUGAUUAAAAUGGUAGUUUUGACAGACAAUGAAGAACAGGAUUAUAUCCUGAUAGAGGAGCGUAAAUGCAGCUCCCUGCCCAGCUCUCCAGCCAAGCGAGUCUCUCCCACCAAAAAGAAGCACUUCUUUAUCAACCAAGCCAUCCGCAACUCUGACCUCAUUCCCCGAGCCAAAGGCAAGAAGAGCCUCCGCCGACAGGAGAACACACGCUUUCUUGCUAAUCUUCUUGAGAGGGACGAGUGCUCCAAAGAUGAUCUGGAAGUGUGCAGUAACCCAGCGAUCCCGUCCAUCUUCACUGAAGCCUGCACCAACGGAAACUACAUAGAGCCAUGGAACGACUUCAUGAAUUGCUCCGGCGAGGAGCAGGAGAGGCUGCUGUCUCUGCUGGAGCAGGAGGUGGCCAAGAAGAAAAACACCAACAGGCCCCUCAAAGACGAGAGGAAUGUAAAUCCUGCCUUCACAGCUCAGGACUGCUUCCAGAGAAUCGAUCGCAGGCUGCGAGCGACUCUUAGACGGAAACAAAUCCCCAUGGGAAAACUGGAAGUCCUUGAGGAAAACCUUCUGAGCUUCUUCAUCGAUCAACCUCACUCAGUUUACACAACCAACCUCGCCAGCAGCUUUGAGAGACUGCUGCUCCAUGCCGUGUGCCAGUAUAUGGACCUCGUCUCUGCAAGCUCCGACUACAACAGGUCACGACAGACAGAAGUGGUGAACAAACAAGAAGCGUUUUUACCUCCUACACUUCUGCUGUCGGCCUACUUGGAGCAGAUGAGCUGAGAUAAGGUCCACGCCAUGUUUCCCUGUUUCCUCCGCACAGCUGUGCUGCAGGCAGGAGCUCUGAGGAAUGUAGAUAAUUCUGUAUGUGUUGUGUCGGUAAAGAAUACAGCUGGAAAAUGCCUUUUCUUCUCUAGUUGGUCCCUGGUUUCUGUAGGAAAUUUUCCAUUCAUUUCACCCAUAAACACGUCAGAGUUCAGUGACCCCCCCCCCCCCCCGUAUGUAAACACACUCAUACAAACGGUAGCAUGUAAGCAUGCUGACUGUUAGCAUGUUAGCGUUCAGCUCAAAGUACAGCUCAGCACGUGUACAUCAGGCUAACAAAGUACAACGGGCCUUGCUUUGAGGAUAACCCUUCUGAUUUAGCUAAUUUUAACAGGUUUUAAGUUAACUCAGUUCAUACAAAAACAGAUUGUCAUGAGCGUUGUGAAAGCAUUAUGUCAAAGUUAAUUUAUGAGCUUUAAGUUAAGGCAGAGAGUGUAAACAGGUUAUAAACAGUUCAUCCACGCUGUGCCUUUUUAUGGUGCAUAUGAUAGAAUUCCACAUAUCAUUAAGUUUAAAUAUGACUUUUUAGUAUUCGUGGUAAUGGGAACACCCCCCCUUAUGCUGUAAUGGAAAAUAGAAUUGAAACCAGCUCUUAGCUCUGUGUUGCUAAUGACGAAUGACAUUUUGCGAAGUGCUAAAACGGAGGAGUGCAUCAGGAAAUGCAUCACUGCCUGAAGGGUUAGCCUGUAGGACUUGUGUAAGUGGUGAGGUGUGAAGCAUGAAUAUAAUAAUCUCUCUACAUUAUAUGCACAGACAUGUCUCAUCGUAGGUAAAGAAGUAAAUGUCUGUUGGUAUGCUCGGGAAGGAGAAAACUCCUUAAGGUACAAUUUCUUUGGGGUUUUCUCUCUGCUGGCUUCGUCCGGUCUCAUCACCUCGUCUACACCUGAAUCAUCUGAAAGAUACAUUUUAACCAACCAAACUGUCUGGGUCCUUCCAGGAACCACUCAGUCGUUUUCUUUGCCAACUUACAAGCUAAAGUACACGAUGUGUACACGAUGUGUACUUUAGUGUAAGUUUUGUGUGGCAGCACUGAGGCUGAGCGGACCCUCUGUACUGCUUUCACUGCACACUAGUGUAGCCGAAGUGUAAAUGUUACUUCAGCAAUGGUCAGCCUUGCACUUCUAGAUUUAUUCAUGUGUUUCUUACAUCAUGCACAGUGCUCACUCAGUUCACACAAAACACACAACUUCCUCUUUUAAAGCCUCUUUUUUUACAUAGUGUUGUAUGGUUUAACGGUAUACUGUAUGUGCAGUAGAUGUGUUACAUUGGAUGAAAAAUAACCACAUUUAAGGUGUUUUGAUGGCAAAAACCUGCUAAGUUUUGACUAUCGGGUAUGUUUCAUCUCAAUAGGAACAUUUACAACCCCGGAACAGCUCUUCUGCCUUAUGAAUACAAGUUUAUAUGUUGUUGUUUUUCUACAUUUCUACUUGCCUGGAUUUGCGAAACCAACAGAAAAUCAUUGGUAGUGUAACAAAACUUGACCUGUUGCUACAUUUUGUCAACAACCAAAGUUUGUGUGUUUGUUUGUGUGGAAAUCCAAUUUCUCAGGCUCUCAACUUGUCACUCUGAAUGUCACGUUGUUUAUCUCGCAUGGUGUCAUUUUCUGUGUACUGUAUACUUUCUUCAAGAUGGGCUUUUUAAAUACACGUAGACGUAGUUGUGCUUUAAAAAACAUGAACUCAGAUGAUUGACCUGUGCCAACAUAUGGAUUAAAAAAGCAUAAAAUAGUCUGAAAGCUUUAUACACUAGACUAAAAUAUCUUGUAUGUGUGUGCUACAGUAUGUAUUUAUAAUUAUCAUUGCAUCUAUUAAAGGGUUUAAGAUA